AUGUCUCUGCAGAGGAUCGUGCGAGUGCCCCUGGGGCAUCCCACCAGUGCUGUGUGUGUGGCUGGCGUGGAGACCCUCGUGGACAUUUAUGGGUCAGUACCUGAGGGAACAGAGAUGUUUGAGGUCUACGGAACCCCCGGCGUGGACAUCUACAUCUCUCCCAGAGUGGAGAGGGACUGGGAGCAUGCAGACACCAGGUGGUGGUGCUUUGAUGCGGGGUUGCAGAUCAUCGUGGUCAUGAACUCUCCCAGCAACGACCUCAAUGACAGUCACAUAAGCAGCUCUGCCCCCAAGGACUGUACAUCCUUUAGCAUCAGUGCUUCCCCAGGAGUGGUCGUGGAUGUUGCCCACCGCCCUCCAGCCAAGAAGAAUCUCACAGGUUCCUCCAAGUGGCCCCUGGACCCUGGGCUGGAGGUGAGCCUGAAGAUGACAGCUGCCAGCGACAGCACAGGUGACCAGAAGGUUCAGAUUUCAUACUAUGGACCUGAGACCACUCCAGUUGAAGCUCUGCUCUACGUCACCAGGGUCGAAAUCUUGAGAGUGGACUUCACUCGCACUGGCAAAAUGAAGUCCACCGGAGGCAGGAAGGACCAGAGGACCUGGACCUGGGGCCCUCAUGGGCAGGGCGCCAUCCUGCUUGUGAACUGUGACAGAGACAGUCCCAUAUCUUCCACUGUGGACUGCAAGGAUGACCAGCUUGACAGCAAAGACCUGAAGGACAUGUCCUUGGUGACCCUGAGCACGAAGACCCCCAGGGACUUCUUCAGCAAGCACCAGCUGGUGCCCCAUGUGGCCAAAUCCGAGAUGGACAAAGUCAGAGUGUUUCGAGCCAAUGCAGACAAACAGCCCUCCAGGUACGGCAUGAUCCUGGGGCCACGGCACCCCUCUCACCCCCUGGAGCUCCAGGGUGGCCAUCACAGCACAGACUUCCAUGUGGAGGGCCUGGCUUUCCCAGACGCCAGCUUCCCAGGGCUCAUUUCCCUCAAUGUCUCCCUGCUGGACACGUCCAACCCGGAGCUCCCCAAGGCCCUGGUUUUCCAAGACAGCGUGGUCUUCCAUGUGGCCCCCUGGAUCAUGACCCCCAAUACUCAGUCCCCGAAGGAGGUGUAUGUGUGCAGGUUAUUUGAAAAUGAGGAUUUCCUGAAGUCAGUGGCUGCUCUGGCCAAGAAAGCCAGGUGCAAGCUGAUGGUCUGUGCCAAGGAGGAGAGCAUGAAUGACCGGUGGAUGCAGGAUGAGAUGGAGAUCGGCUACAUCCAAGCCCCACACAAAACGCUGCCCGUGGUCUUUGACUCCCCAAGGAACAGAGGCCUGAAGGAUUUCCCCAUCAAAUGCAUGCUGGGUCCAGAUUUUGGCUACAUGACUCGAGUGCCCCAAACAGGGAGAGUUACUGACCUCGACUCCUUUGGGAACCUGGAAGUGAGCUCCCCGGUGACAGUCGGGGGGAAGGAAUACCCGCUGGGCAGGAUUCUCACUGGGGACAGAGGUUACCCCAGCAAGGAAAGCCAGGAGAUGCACCAGGACCUGCAGGAUUUCCUCAGUGCCCAGCAGGUGCAGGCCCCUGUGAAACUCUACUCCGACUGGCUGUCUGUGGGCCACGUGGAUGAGUUCCUGAGCUUCGUUCCAGUGCACAAGAAGGGCUUCCAGCUGCUUCUGGCCAGCCCCAGGUCCUGCUACAAACUGUUCCAGGAGUGGAUGAAGGAUGGCCAUGGGGAGGCUCUGCUGUUCCAAGGGGUCAAGAACAAAGCCCAGCAGAAAAUAAAGGACAUUCUGUCAAACGAGAAACUGAGAGAACAUAAUUCAUAUAUGGAGAAAUGCAUCGACUGGAACCGGGAGGUGCUGAAGCCGGAGCUGACUGAGCGGGACAUCGUGGACGUCCCCCAGCUCUUCAAGCUCCAGAAAGGCUUCGAAGGGACCCUCAAGGCCGAAGCCUUUUUCCCAAACAUGGUGAACAUGCUGGUGCUGGGGAAGCACCUGGGCAUCCCCAAGCCCUUUGGGCCCAUCAUCAACGGCCGCUGCUGCCUGGAGGAGAAGGUGUGGUCCCUGCUGGAGCCGCUGGGCCUCCACUGCACCUUCAUCGAUGACUUCUACACCUACCAUGUUCAGCACGGGGACGUGCACUGCGGCACCAACGUGUGCCGGCAGCCCUUCUCCUUCAAGUGGUGGCACAUGGUGCCCUGA
Balaenoptera acutorostrata (minke whale) is the source of this 2178-nucleotide messenger RNA. RefSeq names its product peptidyl arginine deiminase 4 (gene PADI4). Bases 1 to 2178 code for a protein of 725 amino acids. Gene Ontology annotation, molecular function: protein-arginine deiminase activity; calcium ion binding. Lineage: Eukaryota; Metazoa; Chordata; Mammalia; Artiodactyla; Balaenopteridae. The transcript has 17 exons. The record is from RefSeq and is a predicted model, not a curated record. Gene Ontology annotation, cellular component: cytoplasm.